Molecule: messenger RNA, 1050 nt
Organism: Rotaria sp. Silwood1
Lineage: Eukaryota; Metazoa; Rotifera; Eurotatoria; Philodinida; Philodinidae
Source: the annotation of a GenBank genome assembly
AUGUCUUCUUCGGAAAAUUCCUCCAUUGAAAUUCUAACAAAUAUUCCAAUUUAUCUUCAUCAAUAUGUAGCAACUAUUUUUUUUAUUAUUGGUAAUAUUGGAAAUUUCUUAAGUAUUUUCAUAUUUUUUAAAAAAUCUUGGAGAAAAAAUGUUUGUGUUUUCUAUUUCGUUAUUUGUCUUUUUAAUAAUACUAUUUUUAUUAAUGGAGCUUUAGUUGGAUCUAUUUUUUCACUUGGUUUUAAUAUUAAUGCACAAAAUUCAAGUGUUAUUUUAUGUAAACUUUUCUAUUAUAUAGCAUAUCUUGGUUCUACAUAUUUACCAUGUGUUCUGAUUUUUGCAUCGAUUGAUCGUUUAUUAAUAUCUUCUCAAAAUGUUGAUACACGUUUGUAUAGUUCAAAACGUUUAGCUUAUUUCUUUGUUUCUACAAGUUUAUUUGUCUUGAGUGUCUUCUCUUUGCAUAUACUUAUUAAAGUUAAUAUUCAACAAUUUUCUCCUUCUAUCUUUAUAUGUUAUUAUGAUCUUUCAAUAUCUUAUCUAAACUUUUUUAUAUAUUCAGCAUUAAUAAUGAGUGUUAUCGUGCCAUUUAUCUUGAUUAUUUUAUCAAUAAUUGCUUUUAAAAAUGUUCGUCAUAUUCGUACUAUUCCACGUCAACAACGUAGACAAAUUCGAUCAAUGAACAAAAAAGAUUUUCAAUUACUUCGUUGUUUAUAUGCUCAUAAUAUUGUGUACAUCAUUUGUACUAUUGUAUUGAUUGUGAGUCUAGUCUAUGGUACAACAAUAAGAUAUAAAGUACAAAAUCCAUUUGAUCGAACUGUAUACAACUUUUUGAACGAUUUUGGUAGUUUUCUUCAUUACAUUCCGUACUGUACAAGUUUCUUCAUAUUUAUCUGUUUUUCGAAAGCCUUUCGAUUGGAACUAAAACGAUAUAUUUACAAGAUAUGUGGCAAAGAUUCUACAACUGUACGCGAAGAAGAAAAUAAAGAAUUGCAAUUAUCAAGAGACAAUAAAGAAUUAAAUGUUGCUGUCAGUACUAUUGUUUUAGCUCAUUGA